Messenger RNA from Sitodiplosis mosellana (orange wheat blossom midge), 1343 nucleotides. It is a transcript of the gene Las, whose product is annotated as lipoyl synthase, mitochondrial. Gene Ontology annotation, cellular component: mitochondrion. Gene Ontology annotation, molecular function: 4 iron, 4 sulfur cluster binding; lipoate synthase activity. Lineage: Eukaryota; Metazoa; Arthropoda; Insecta; Diptera; Cecidomyiidae. The transcript is spliced from 4 exons. The coding region runs from base 151 to 1266 and encodes 371 amino acids. Gene Ontology annotation, biological process: lipoate biosynthetic process. The record is from RefSeq and is a predicted model, not a curated record.
AAAGUGAAGUUGACAGCCAAAUAUCAUACACACACACACACACACAUACCCACAACGAGCUAGCGCUCGUGGUAACAUUGUAAUAAACAGUAUCAUUCGAUUUUUAGUCGCAUUUCAUCACACACAAAAAUCGAAAACAAUCCAUUGAAAAUGUUGAAGAAAAGCUUAUCGACGGGUCAAUUGAAUCUUGUGCGACAAUGUUCGAGUAAUAAAUUGGAUAAAAUUCGCGAGCGACUGGCAAAUGGUCCAAAAUUUCAGGAAUUCGUACAGGAUCCGGAUAAUAUUCACAAGGAUUGGGACUAUGAAGGGAAAUUGAAGCGUGAAAAAGGCGAUGAUAAGCGGUUGAGAUUGCCACCAUGGCUGAAAAAAGAGAUUCCAAUCGGUGCAAAUUUUAAUAAAAUCAAAUCACAAUUACGUGACCUUAAGUUGGCCACUGUUUGCGAGGAGGCUCGAUGCCCAAACAUCGGCGAAUGCUGGGGCGGAGGCGAACAUGGUACACAAACUGCCACAAUUAUGUUGAUGGGCGACACAUGCACACGAGGCUGUCGAUUUUGUUCGGUGAAAACAGCACGAGAGCCACCACCACUCGAUCCAAAUGAACCAACGAACACUGCAUCAGCAAUUGCAUCCUGGGGCCUUGACUACAUUGUACUCACAUCAGUUGAUCGUGAUGAUUUACCCGAUGGUGGAGCAAAUCACAUCGCCGAGUGUAUCAAAGAAAUUAAACGACAAAAUCCUCGAAUCUUCGUGGAGUGUUUAUCGCCCGAUUUCCGUGGUGACAUCGAUUCCAUCCGGUUGAUAGCUGAGUCUGGUGUGGAUGUGUUUGCGCACAAUAUUGAAACGGUUGAAAAAUUAACGCCUUUCGUUCGAGAUCGACGAGCAGCAUAUCGUCAAACGCUCAAUGUGCUACGCGAAGCGAAAACUAUCAAUCCAACAUUAGUAACAAAAUCGUCGAUAAUGUUGGGCUUAGGUGAAACAGAUGAAGAAAUUGAGCAAACCAUGAAAGAUCUGCGUAGUGUUGGUGUGGACUGUUUGACAUUGGGCCAGUAUAUGCAACCAACGACACGACAUCUCAAAGUAAUUGAAUACGUUGAACCAAGCAAAUUCAAGCAUUGGGAAUUGAAAGGCAAUGAACUUGGAUUCCUAUACACCGCCAGCGGUCCACUCGUUCGUAGCUCGUACAAAGCAGGCGAAUUUUUCAUCACAAGCAUUCUACGCAAUAGACAAAAAUACCAAAUAGACCAAAGCAACGAUACUAAACAGUAGCAAAAUGUUAUGUAAAGAAUUGUGUAUAUUUGUGUUGAAAUAAAAAUGGAAUUAAAAACUAUUGUUCAGAAAAAAAA